CAACAGCAUCUUGUUCAUCGCUUCAAGGAAACUCAGAAACAGAUUAUUCAGUCACCAACACAAAAUUGCAAGUGACUAUGGCAAGUCGCACGUCUAGUGGCAGGAGAGCAUGGUACCAAGGCGUGCCACAACCCGGCAUGGGACAGCAGCACACGGCGCAGCAUCAUCAUCCUCAACCACAGCAACCCCGGCAACGGAACGAGCAACGACACCAGCAAAGCCCGCCACAACAACAGCAACAAUAUCAACAGCAGCAGCAGCAGCAGCAGCAGCAGCACCAAAAGCAGCAGAUGGAGCUUCUCAAGUUUCUUCAAUGCCUAAUGAACGACCAGACAAACCAAAUCAUCGAACGAUGGGUGCACCUUCUGCAAAAAAACUUUAAUGACCCAAACUUCAUCCGUCAAUUUCAAGCGUGCAUCGCAGGGCCGAAAAGCCAGCGCAGUCUUAUGGAAAAACAGGGAUCACCAGCAGAGACCAAAUUAGUUUUGGACAGGCUUGAGCGACAGUCAAAGCUAUGACCCAAAUGACGGCGAAGUUGGCUGGGCAGGUGGAACUCACGCUGGAAGCAAUAAGGAAUAUGGAAACGCGAGUGGCGUCAUUGGAGGGUAACACUACCCGAGGGAUGGAAAUCCUGAAAGAUAUAAGCAUAUCCUGCGCUGGCGCCGCUACUGUCGGUGGUGCGAAGACCAGGCAGACGAAACCCCAAGUGGGUAGCGUACCUCCCAGGAGGUCAGGCCGUGUCACAAAGCAAAGAAAGACGGGAAAAAAUUAGUCUGAUAGCCGGGGUUGACGGCGCAUCGCUGGUCGUUAUAAUUAACUGGUCUUUUGAAUGAG
Messenger RNA from Colletotrichum godetiae, 834 nucleotides. RefSeq lists its product as uncharacterized. Bases 78 to 518 code for a protein of 146 amino acids. NCBI's taxonomy places the organism in Eukaryota, Fungi, Ascomycota, Sordariomycetes, Glomerellales, Glomerellaceae. The transcript has a single exon. The record is from RefSeq and is a predicted model, not a curated record.